Molecule: messenger RNA, 507 nt
Organism: Knipowitschia caucasica
Lineage: Eukaryota; Metazoa; Chordata; Actinopteri; Gobiiformes; Gobiidae
Source: the annotation of a GenBank genome assembly
AUGGAAGAAGAAACGGACCGGGGACUGAAGCAGGAAACCCCAGAGAUGAAAGAGGAGCCAGAGGAGCAAAGCAUCAACCUGGAGCCUCAGCACAGCUCACAGUGCAUCGCAGACUUGAACAUUGUGUGUGUGAAGAAAGAAGAGUUUGAGCCAAAGCAAGAAGAGGACACAGAGGGAGAGGACGUCAGUGCAGAGACUGAAGGUGACACCGACCACUCUUCUGACUGGAGAGCUUCCUCGGAUCAAGAAGACGGCGAAGACAAAGUCUUGAACGAUCAGCCGUCACUCAAACACAAGUCUGCGCCAGUGACCAGCGAAAACAGUGCAGAGACAAAGUCUGGAGACAAAAAGCAGUUGCUCCAGUGCCCGUUCUGCGCGAAGAUGAUCAAAGGAUCGACGCUCCACAAGGGUCUGUGUUCGCCCCGCUCCUUUAGAGAAUCUACACAUGAUGAUGAUGCAGCUAUUGUGGCUCGCGUCAGGGACCAGGAAGUGGAGGCGGAGACUUGA